CGGAUACGUGGCAGGUUUGCCUCGACAGGUUGAGAAGAGUAAUUGUGACCCGGAAGUACUUUUUCAUCGGCAACAAACAAGCGGAUGUUCUGUUAGCCAGUUUUGUUAGCUGCUAACCAAGUCGGGAAGUUGCAAUAUUAUUGUUGACAGCUGAAUCUGGAAGAAACGAUGCGGCGUAUCGGAUGUUUACGAGUAAACGUUAACGUGUCAGGAUUCAGAAUUAAUUUGUGAAUUUUGAGAGCAGGGCAAUUACCGAAGCUAGUUAGCUUAGCUUUGCUAACGUUAUCGAGGCCAUAACGUCUCUGUUGAGUUAACGUGGAUGUUUGGCAGCGAGCUGAACUGGUACCAAAAGAGGGACGCGGCGUUUAUUAAAUGAACAGCUACUGUCGUUAACCAACAGCUGCAGUUCGGGGCAGGUCAUUUAACUUGACGAGCACGAAUUAAAGUCUGUGUUAAAGUAUAGCUAAGCGCAGGUUGGUUUUGAUGGUUUAAGCUUAGCAGUAGAUCAGUCGAAGAGAAAAUUGCAGUCAUGGACGAUUUUAGCUCGAUCAGCCUGUUCUCUCUUGCGAUGUUGGUGGGAUGUUAUGUGGCCGGGACGAUACCUUUAGCAGUCAACUUCUCAGAGGAAAAGCUGAAGCUGAUCACUGUGCUGGGAGCAGGGCUCCUGUGUGGGACUGCACUGGCUGUUAUCAUUCCUGAGGGGGUCCACGCACUUUAUGAAGAAAUCCUUGAAGGACACCACAGCCAUGGCCAGGAUGGAGUCGUGGAAGUGUCCGAGCCGAAGGGUGAAGUAGACACAGCCCUGAGUGCCAGCGGGAAACAUGAGCACAGUCACGAGCAGCUUCAUGCCUGCAUUGGGGUGUCUCUAGUCCUGGGCUUCGUCUUUAUGCUACUGGUGGACCAGAUAGGCAGUUCUCAUGUGCACAGCACUGAAGAUCCAGAGUCAGCAAGGGUCUCCUCCUCGAAAAUCACCACCACCCUGGGUCUUGUGGUCCAUGCUGCAGCUGAUGGGGUGGCACUAGGAGCGGCUGCCUCGACCUCUCAGACCAGCGUUCAGCUCAUUGUCUUUGUAGCUAUCAUGCUACAUAAGGCCCCAGCAGCGUUUGGCCUGGUAUCGUUCCUGAUGCAUGCUGGUCUUGAGAGGAAUCGCAUCCGCAAACAUCUCCUGGUCUUUGCCCUGGCAGCCCCCGUCCUCGCCAUGCUCACCUUUUUGGGCCUCAGUCAGAGCAGCAAGGAGGCCCUGUCAGACAUCAACGCCACCGGUGUCGCCAUGCUCUUCUCUGCUGGCACCUUCCUCUACGUGGCCACCGUCCACGUCCUCCCUGAGGUAGGGGGUGGCAGCCAUAGCCACGCUCCUAACGGGGGCAAUGGGGGCAAAGGACUGAGCAAGGUGGAGGUGGGAGCUCUGGUGCUGGGCUGCCUCAUUCCUCUGGUGCUGUCCAUCGGUCACCACCAUUAGACCCAGAGCUCAGGACGGAUUUAAGACGAGUGUACAGGGGGAAGAAGCGGAAACGGAGACAACAAACGUUGUGGAUCUAAAUGUCUUGUUGCUUGUUGUCUGCUGAUGGACCUCGUGGAACAGACUGGCGCUCGUUGCGGGGACAUCUUAUGAUUCGAAACUGACCUUGAAUGAGGGGAUGAAUGAUGUUAGGGAAAUCAGAAUUGCUACAGUGACAACCAAGGCACACAACGACGAUGUAUUUUCUGCUGACACUGACGCUGAAACAUCUUACAGCUACUGUAUGUGUCCAUUUAUUCCACCAGAAAUCUUUUUUGAGAGAGGCCUGAGGUGGACCCUUUAGCUCUGUUUAUUUACAUCACUGUGGAGUUUUCAGUGUUGCAUUAUUGUGCUUGUCCCAAGUCAAAGAACCAACCCUGAUUUCAUUACAGUGAUGUUUUACUAAUGGCAGUUGCACAGGGAGAUUUGGAUGGUCCUGAUUUAAGCCUGUGAUAUCAAGAAAGCAAUCUCUCGCUCUUUUUUUUUUUGAGUGUAAAUCUCUCAACAAUCCAGAUUGAUUUGAACCUGAUUUUCAAGUGCCAUAUUAGCAAGUUGAUACCUGAAGAGACGGCGCCAUAAGGACGUUCCUGUUUGUAGGAACCAUUCCUGACUUAUUUUCUUACCAACAGAGAUCUUUUUCUCGCAGCCAGCGAUGAAGCAGGAUGAGAUAUCAGCCCGAAUAACCAGCCAGAUGCUCACAACAAUUUUUGCUUUGGCUAGUGAGUUUGUCUAUCAAGUAGAGGUUUGUCCUGAUAGAAAAAUCAGUUGUGACAAGCAGUUUCUUGGCCUAAUGGGAAGCCUAUUUAUGAUGAAUACUAAUGGUGUGUCUCUCCUUUAAAACCACACGCAAUGGUUCAUGGACUAGUCUGCUGAAACCUGAGUCCUGCGUAAGGAAAAGACACAACCAGCCUUGAUGUAUCACAGCAUGAACUGUUACUUUUAUUUUAUCUGUUUAGUUUCUGCAUUUAUUUCUGUUCUGCUUUACCUGGAGAGUAAUUAUAAAUAGAAGUUGAAGGAAAAAUCUGUAUAGAAUUGUCUUAAGUGAUUGUAUAGAGUGUUAUUAAGUUAAUUUAGAGGUGGAGGUUAUUUCAGCAGCUCUGAAUGAAUGAUUUGCCUUGCAGAGGGCAUUUAAUGGAUGAAAACGUUUAGGGACCAUCGGCUCAGGAGAACAGACGUGUUUUUUUUUUUUUUUUUUUUUUUUUUUUACAAUUGCAGUUGAUUUACCCCUUAAUCAUACCUGAGCAAUAAUCAUACACAUUGAAAUUGGGGCAAAGUCACUUCUUCCUCAGGAGUGCAGCUGAGUCUGAAAUGAGUGCAGAGGGUUUGCCUUCAUCUUCAAAGCGCUUGUUAUGUCAGAUAGACGCUCUUAAACGCAGCCCUUCCCUGACCUCCCUCAUCUCUGCCUCAGCACCAUUAAAACUCUAACAGGUUCAUCCAUUAAAAUGUAAGUAGGCUGCUCCCUAUCUUAUCAGGACACGUGGAUAUUGUGAGUGUUACUUUGUCACUGUGUCUGCUCACAGCAGAGCGCAUGUGUAUGUAUGUGUACUGUACAGAGUAACUUCUUCCUUCCACAUCAUCAUGAUCUCUUGUGUGAGAUGGAACUGCUUACUCACAAAUACUUCUUUGUUUUUUAAUUUGACUUUUUGGACAUUGAUGGACUGUUCUUUGCAGAAAUGACACAAGAGGCUACAGACUGUCUGAGGAGUCUCUGUUUUAUGUAUAAAUUGAACUGUUUUACACAUGCGCAACUUGUCGAUUAAUUCAUGACGAGAAGAAACCCACCGUGAUGUUUUAGGCUUCCUUGUGUGAUUGCGAGAGAGAGGGAUGGGUCGCAUGCAGACCAGCAGCUGCAUGAUUGUUUUAUUUUUUUUAUGGGAUGCUGUAUGUGUGUACAAAAGGGAACCCCCCCACCCAAUGUGUUGCUUUACACCUGGGCAUGUUGGAGGACAGCCCCAUUAUGUGCCCAUUUCAUCUUUCUAAACAAUGUUGCAUCAGAAUCCCUGCUGAGAUUAGGCAUUUACAUGUUUCACACCCUUACGAAAAAACUUUUUUAAAAACGAAUUCAGGGUACUCUGGUGUAUGUGUUUAGGGCAGAUUAUUUUCAUUAUCUGUUAAUCUGCUGAUCAUUUUCUUUUUUAAUCGUUUAGUCUAAAAAAUGUUAGACAAUUGUGAAAAAUAUCCAAGGAGAUGUCUUCAAAUGCCUUUCUUUGUUCAACCAACAGUCCAAACCCCAAAUAUGUCCAGUUUACUAUCAGAGAAGAAGAAGAAGAAAACCAGAAAAUGUUCACAUUUGUGAAGCUGGAACCCUUGAAUUUUUGCUUGAAACCUUAUUUGAAACGAUGAAUCGUUUAUCAAAAUUGUUGCAGAUUAGUUUUCUGUCAAUCGAUUAAUCGCCUAAUUGUUCCAACUCUGUAUAUGUUAUGUGUAUGAUUUACCAAACUGCAUUUAUUUGGGAAUAUAUCAGUCUUUAAAGCCCCUGAAAACGUGGUUUAAAAUGGUGAGUAUUUCUCUAUUAGAUAAAAUAUUCAUGACAAAAUAAGCAACAAUCAAAGUUAAAGUUUUUGGGGGAAAAACAUCCAUAGCUAUUAUUUAUUAAGAGCUUAACUCUCAAAAAUCUGCUUCAUCAGGACUGUGUGGUUUGAUCAGAUUUGACUGACCCACUAACUGUCAUCACAAUUUGAUUUGAAUGUUGUUAAACUGUGAUUGGUCAAUGGAAGUACGUGACAUCACCUUUUCCCUACUGAACUCCGCCCACUUCAAACCAGUGAGAGGAGCACAGAAAAAAACUGAAAUCUCUCGUGAAAUAACCAAAACUGUUCUAACUUUGUGUACGUGUUGGACCCCGUCAUUCAUAGUAAGAAGCAGAUUGAGAAAAUAGGUAUUCAAGGCCUUUUAAAGUUCAGUCAUGUUAGUCACAUGACUUUUUGGGGCGGAAGAUGAAGGAACAUCUUGUUCAUCAUGUUGAAAUCUUCAGAUAAACUGAAGGAUUGUUUUCUGUUAUGGAUUGAGAACGUUCGUCUUAAACUACUUCUUUAAGGAAAGGUUCUCAUUUUUCAAGUCUGUCUUAAUACUCAUGCCCGGGGUUAUGCAGUUUAGUUUACAAUGGCUCAGGACUGAUAUAAUGUUUAUGAAGUCUAGUUUUUGAACAUGUUGAUCAUGUUUACUAAUGUUAGUAAAAGUUGUUUUUAUCAUUCUUGCAUCAUGAACAGUCAAAAUACUGGACUCUGAUUGGCUGACAGCACCUGCACUUCAAAUUAAAAAGAUGUAAACUUGCUGAGUCGAAAAUUUACAAUGUGUGUCGGGUCAACACUUAAAACUGGCUUGAAUUUAAGGUGUUUAGUGGUUGACCAAUCAUAAUCAAGUCUGUGGUGUUAGUCUGAUCAUCUUAAAAUGCAAUAACCUUUUACAUUUAAUCACAGAAGAGAGAAUCACAUUUUGAGAGUGUCUGCACUUAACAUGUUUCAUCAUACAUGCAUAUAAAUUGAGAAAAUGAAACUAUAGAAACUCUUUAAACUGCCAGAUAUCUGCAGGUCGAGUUUGAUGCGUCCGCUCCCACACAAACAGGAAGAGAUGAUGGCACAUAUUGGGGCUGAUUGGAAGUUUCAGUUUGGAUCAGAGAGAGUUUUAGGAUCUGGUUAAUAUGUGUAAUAUUUUCAGUGGAUGGUAGGUGUGUCUUUUAUUUGUAUUUUCUGUCAUUCCAGAAUGAGUCUGCCUUAUUUCCAUACUUUUGAUUGUGAAAAUCACUUGUAAAGCAACAUGUUUUAUGACGUCUAAAUUAAAGUUUUUUAACUGGUGAAAA
This is a messenger RNA of Siniperca chuatsi (mandarin fish), 5297 nucleotides long. RefSeq names its product solute carrier family 39 member 9 (gene slc39a9). Gene Ontology annotation, cellular component: membrane. Gene Ontology annotation, molecular function: metal ion transmembrane transporter activity. Bases 530 to 1459 code for a protein of 309 amino acids. The transcript is spliced from 7 exons. Gene Ontology annotation, biological process: transmembrane transport; zinc ion transport. The record is from RefSeq and is a predicted model, not a curated record. NCBI's taxonomy places the organism in Eukaryota, Metazoa, Chordata, Actinopteri, Centrarchiformes, Sinipercidae.